Molecule: messenger RNA, 402 nt
Organism: Fusarium tjaetaba
Lineage: Eukaryota; Fungi; Ascomycota; Sordariomycetes; Hypocreales; Nectriaceae
Exons: 1
Coding region: 1-402 (133 amino acids)
Source: RefSeq, a predicted model, not a curated record
AUGUCCGGCCACUCCCCCACCCAUUCCUCUUCACCUUACGAGACUGCCCCUACCUCCCCUCCGGGGACCCUCUACAACGCAGAAAAUGGCAUGCGCUUCAUCGCCCACGGUAUGAGGAACACUACCACGGGUGAGAUCGUCAUCUUCGACUCGCGCAACGUCCAGCAGUGGGAGCUGGACGUGGCCACCAACCAACUCUGGGCCAGCCUCCACGCGGCCACCAGUGAGCUAUUUGGUCAGAUCACUCAGAUUCAUGAGGACAUGAAUGGUAUCCUUCGUCUGCGAAAGGAGGACUUGAAGAGAGCUCGGCGGCGCAACCAAACCUUGUUGUUCUGUGUUUUGGGUGUUUUGGGUUUUUUAAACGGGAUUUUUUUGGUUUGGGUUUUGAAGCACCGUGGCUAG